This is a messenger RNA of Rhopalosiphum padi (bird cherry-oat aphid), 1103 nucleotides long. Its product is annotated as protein tramtrack, beta isoform-like. The transcript has 5 exons. The record is from RefSeq and is a predicted model, not a curated record. Lineage: Eukaryota; Metazoa; Arthropoda; Insecta; Hemiptera; Aphididae. The coding region runs from base 303 to 980 and encodes 225 amino acids.
UAUCGAAGAUUACUGCAGUAUAGCAUAUGUUUAACAUAUACAAUAACAUCAUAUUAUACAAUAUUAGACAACUCUACGGUGUUCCUGUUGUAAAUGUACAUUGAACAAAAAAAGGCAUAUUAUCUUAGCGCUGUUUAGUCCCGGUGGUCGAAUAUUUCUACAGCACUACAAAUAUAGGGCACUCGUCACUGUCGCAUAUAUUUUCAGAUCAGACGGUCACCAGGACUCCAUUACAUCCAACGAUCCGCCGUAUUACCGCGAUUACCUUAAUUAAAAAUUCUAGAAGUGAUAAAUUUCCAAAAAUGUUUAGCUGUGUGAUAUGUAAAAAAGUUUACGUUCAUAAGCAUGAACUGAACAGGCACGCAAAAGCCCACGACGGAUCAGUGAAUUCGUGUGGGAUUUGCUUCAAGGUACUCUCCCGGAAAGAUAAACUCAGUUCCCACGUUCAAAACGUUCAUAUGAUCGCUAAAAAUACUCCUGAAUUCAACAACGCCGUACGAAUAAGCGGUGCAACGCAUUAUCACGUUUCAGUUAUAAGAUGGGCUCCCCCUACUACACCACAGAACGCUAAUUCAGCCACCCCACACCCGAUAGUCACCGCUACCCGGUCCAAUGCCUACAGGCCACCUGCUACCUCCGCCACCUUGGAUAGGUCAAACACGCUACCACCAACCCAGCAAUGUGCGACUCACGCUGAAAAUAAUAAAAAAAAAAUCGAUUGGAAAAAGUAUGCUGGAUAUUUGGAAAAUGUGAUCGCUUGGAAUUGUGAUCCAGCGAUUCCAUAUGAUUAUUAUUGGAAUAAUGAAAAAAUUGACGCCUCAGAUGAUGACAUUGGCACUAUAAUGGACCGUAACAUAGAUGAUGAAAUAAAUACUACUACAAGCUCGAGUGGACUUUCUACUGUCAUUACGUCGGCUAGUCAGCAGGUGGAAUACAUCUUUAAUAUCAAUGUUGACGACACGGACUCUGAUGACCACUAACUUUACAAGGAUGUGUAUAUUAUAUUGCAUUGCUAUACAAAUUGUUUACUAUCUUAUUAUACUAUGUUUUUUUUAUGUUUUUAUAUUUGUAUAUUAAAUCACAGUGUGCUCAUCAAUUUGUAA